Chinchilla lanigera (long-tailed chinchilla) is the source of this 5824-nucleotide messenger RNA. Its product is annotated as zinc finger protein 416. The record is from RefSeq and is a predicted model, not a curated record. The coding region runs from base 160 to 2175 and encodes 671 amino acids. The transcript has 3 exons. Gene Ontology annotation, molecular function: DNA-binding transcription factor activity; RNA polymerase II cis-regulatory region sequence-specific DNA binding. NCBI's taxonomy places the organism in Eukaryota, Metazoa, Chordata, Mammalia, Rodentia, Chinchillidae. Gene Ontology annotation, biological process: regulation of transcription by RNA polymerase II.
GGUACUUCCUGCCAAGCUGCCGGUCAUUUCUCAGAACAGCGCUUGGGUAUCCUCGCUGUGGGAGCUUCAGGCCGGUGGGACAGGACAGGGGGUGUCACGGAAGAGGCGCGAGGGCAGGGCUGACCCCGCUGCCCACCAGCUAGUCGGAGGCGUGGUGCAAUGGCGAGCGCCCCAGCCCAGGGCCAUGUGACCUUUGAGGACAUCGCUGUGUAUUUCUCUCAGGAAGAGUGGGGGCUUCUGGAUGAGACUCAGAGGUUCCUGUACCUUGAUGUAAUGAUGGAGAACUCUGAGCUCACCACCUCACUGGUUUGUGGGCAUGAAACAGAGGAUGGAGAGGCACCUUCUGUGCAGAGUGUUUCUGUAGAAGCAGUGUCACAGGUCAAGACCCUACAGGCAGGUCCAUCCACCCAGAAGGCACACUCCUGUGAUAUCUGUGUCCCAGUCCUGAAAGACAUUCUGCAUCUGGAUGAUCUAUCUGUACAGAAGCAGUACUUUGUUAGGGCAUGUGCAAACCAUCGCCAGGAACAGAAGCAUCAGAAUGCAGAGAAUCUGUUAAAAAGAGAUACAGACAGUGUCUCUUUUGUGAAGAGCUGUUUACUCCAUGUAUCAAGGAAUCACCUCUUCAGCAGGAAGAUUGAACAGGAUUUCUCAGCUAAGUGGAGUUGUCUUCAGGACAACCCCAAAGAUCAGAAGCCAAACAAAAUCAUAACAGGUGUGGAGGCUAUUCACAGUGGAAAAAGUUGUUGCAUAUCAAAUCAAUGCAGCAAAGCUUCCAGCCCCAAACACACACUUGUUCAGCCCCCAAAAGUCAUUAAUAUAAGAAGAUAUUUUGAGUCUAGCAAAUGUGGGAAAGCCUUCCAAGACAAGUACUCACUUGUUCCACUCCAGAAGGUCCACAGUGGAGAAAGACCUUACGAAUGCAGUGAAUGUGGAAAGUCUUUCAGCCAAAAAGCCAGCCUUAUUAUACACCAGAGAGUUCAUACUGGAGAAAAACCAUAUACAUGUCAUGAAUGUGGAAAGUCUUUUAGUCAAAGCUCUAACCUCAUUGAACACUGCAGAAUUCACAGUGGAGAAAGGCCUUAUGUGUGUGGGGAAUGUGGGAAAACCGUUGGGUGCAAAUCCAAUCUUGUUCAGCACCAGAGAACUCACACAGGAGAAAGGCCAUAUGAGUGUGUUGAAUGUGGGAAGUUCUUCAGGCAAAGCUUCAGCCUUGUCGAACACCAGAGAAUUCAUACCACAGCAAGGCCUUAUGAGUGCAGUCAGUGUGAAAAAUCCUUCAGUCAAAAAGCCACUCUUAUUAUACACCAGAGAGUUCACACUGGAGAAAGGCCAUAUAAGUGUGGUGAAUGUGGGAAAUCCUUCAGCCAAAGCUCCAACCUUAUUGAACACUGCAGAAUUCACACUGGAGAAAGGCCUUUUGAGUGUGGAGAGUGUGGCAAAUCCUUUAGUCAAAGAGCCACUCUCAUUAGGCACCAGAGAAUUCACACAGGAGAAAGGCCUUAUGAAUGUGGGGAAUGUGGGAAAUUCUUUAGACAAAACUUCAGUCUCAUUGAACACUGCAGAAUUCAUAUGACAACAAAAAUUUAUGGGUGUGGCCAGUGUGGAAAAUCCUUUAGCCAGAGAGCCACCCUUAUUAGACACCAGAGAGUUCACACUGGAGAAAGACCUUAUGAGUGCAGUCAGUGUGGGAAAACCUUUGGAUACAAAUCCAAACUUGAUAGACACCAGAGAACUCACACUGGAGAAAGGCCAUAUGAGUGUACUGAAUGUGGGAAAUUCUUCAGGCAAAGUUACAGCCUUGUUGAACACCAGAGGAUUCACACUAGAUCAAGGCCUUAUGAAUGUGGCCAGUGUGGAAAAUCCUUUAGUCGAAGAGCUGCUUUCAUUAAACACCAGAGAGUUCACACUGGAGAAAAACCUUACAAAUGUGGUGAAUGUGAGAAAACCUUUAGUCGAAGCACCAGUCUUAUUCAACACUGCAGAAUUCACACUGGGGAAAGACCAUAUGAAUGUGGCCAAUGUGGGAAAUCUUUUAGGCAAAAGUCUGUCCUCAUUCAACAUCAGGUGGUUCACACUGGAGAAAGGCCCUAUGAAUGUAGCAAAUGUAGAAAAUCCUUCAGCCAACGCUCUAGCUUCUCUGAACACCAAAAGUGUCACCAUGGAAAGGCCUCGUGAAGGCAACACAGUCAGGAACUCUCUCAACCCAAGAUUUAACAUCACUUAGAUCCUGAAAAAGCCCACAAUUGAAGUAGUAGGCCUGCAAGGUAUGUGCUGUCUGUUGAAUAAGCCUUUGUGAGGGAGCUAUCUGCUUGAAGAUGAACCUCAUAUUUCCAAGCAUCCAGAGGGGUAAAGAGUCUUCUGAUAUACAUGCAUGUGUGAGAUGUAUGGGAGCUACUCUGCACAUUUUACACUUGUCUUUGGGCCUUACCAGGGAUAAACUGCUGCCAUAUUAGCCCCUAAAAGCUGUCUUGCCCCUGACUUUUUGCAGUGUGGACUACUCUUACCAGCUUGCCUGGGGAAGGCAGAUAUCUGCGCUCUGCCCUUCCCUCAAAGACAUCCCCAGUGGCCUGAAACCAAAAAGUUACUUUUUUUUUUUUUGAGUAUAUAAAGGGUCUGGCCAUGUUUUCACUACAAGGAUGGUCUAGGUUCAGCUGGAGGCUUGCAAGGAAGGCCUGAUUUCCAUUAAAUUUCCAGUCAUGUAACCUCUGUACCUAAUGUUCACAGAGUCCAUAUCACUAACCAGUAUCAUCUUACCACGUUGCUCUAGUUCUGUUCUAGAAGCUAUGCUCAAGCCUUGGAUGGGUAGAUUAUCAACCCUGACUGUGUGAAAGAUUGGACAACUUAAUCUAGACUGCUAUGUGUGUGACUCAGUAGGUAGAUUCUAACGACAGAGAUAAUUUUCAUUCCAUUUUGCUUAGUUUACACUGCUACCCAAGACCUCCAGUGGGACAUACAGUGUUCCAUGUCAUAGGUGUGAAACUCAAUGCCUCUGUUAUAUUUGUUUGUUUGUACCAGUGGUCACCCUGAAGAGGCAGCAUUUUAUGACUACAUUCAGCACUUUUGGAAUACCCUGCAUUUAUUCCAUUAUUGGCACAAUUGCACGUAAUACCCAACACUGAGGGUAAACAUUUCCUUACAUUCUACAGAGUCAUGUGCUCUUAUGUCCAUAUUUCCGUAUGUUGAUAUUAGUAGUAAGAUGCAGGGUCAAGACUUGAAUAAGAAUUAGUACAGUGAUACAGAGUGUCAUUAAUAGGAAGUGAAGGAGCUGGUAGAAAACCAGAUGAAAUAUGCAGCUGGAAGAAAAGUUGAAGGGGGGGGAGGAGGAUGGGAAAAAAAUCAAGAUCUAUUGUGUGUAGGUACAAAUUCCCUAUGAUGGAUGUGAUCAUUAUAUCAAAAGUAUACCAAUAAAAGUAAUUUUUUUAAAAAAUACACCUCAAAAUUCUCUUAAAUAUGUAUCUCCACAACCACACUACUUCCAAAGCUAUAUGUCCUACAAUUUAGGAAGAUAUUUCAAGAAGAUAUUCUUAAAGAGUUGCAGAAUCUUAUUGUCUUUCUAGGGUGCUCACUUAAGUCUAAAUGCCAUAUAGGCAAAAAGACAAGAAGACAGAAUAAGGUUCCAGUAUGUGGGAGAGUAAGGAUAUAUUUGUCUGGCAAAUAUUGCUGUUUUCCUGUACUGGUACAAGGGUUCCCUUCCCUGAGGUUGAGGAAGAAGAUAAUGGAGUGAACAUAGGUUUGUCAAACUUGGAUUCCUUAAAAAAAGAGAUUGUACUCUUAGAUAUAUCAUUAAAAAUUUACUGAAAUGUGACUGAUAUAUAAUAACCUGGACAUAUUUAAAAUGUAUAAUUUGGAAAGAUUUGUCAUACAUAUAAAUCCAUGAAGCCAUUAUUAUGAUGAACAUACUGAGAAUUUAUUUUUUGCUCUUGUACAAUAUUGCUGGUUUACCCAGGCCUUCAGGUGUCCAGUGAUCUAUUUUCUUUCACAGUGGAUUACUUUGUGUUUUCACAAUUUUAUGUGAAUGUAAUCAUAAAGUAUUUGUUUUUUCUAUUUUUCACAGUGCAUAAUUUUAGAUUCAUUAAUCUUAUGUAAACUUGCUGUUCAUUGCUGAAUAGUCUUAUGUUCUGUGGACAUGCCACUGUAUAUUCAUAUAUUGGUGGGCAGAUGAGUUGUUUCCAGUUUGGGGCUGUUAACAGAUAAAACUGCAAAGAACAUAGGCAUAUAAUUCUUUAUAUGGAAAGGCAUUUUAAUAAUUUCAGAUUAGGGAGUGUUUCAUUUUGAAAAGACCAAACUGUUAUCUAAACUGGUUGUGUCUGUUGCGGUUCUACAAACACUAUCAUAGUUCCUGUUCCUCCACAAGUUUGUCCUCCAAAUUUGGCAGUGAAUGGGCAUGAAGGUCUUAAUUUGUUCCUUUUUUGUUUUGAUGAUAUGAUCAGACUUUCUAAUUUUAGUUAUAUUAAUAUGUGUAUGAUGUCAUCUCAUUCUGAUUUUAACUACACUUCCCUGGUGUUUCAUCAUGUUGAGGAUUUUUUCAUCUGCUAUUUGCCAUCUGAAUAUCUUCUUUCGUAAAAUAUUUAAUACCAAUGACCAGAUUUUAAUGAAUAUUGGCUCAUAUUCCCCUUUUUGUUAAAAAUGAAAUAUGUCUAACAAACACACAUGUUGGAACUUUACCCUAUCUUCAUGUUGUGUAUGAUUUCACUUACCAAUCACUGGGACAAAAUACCUACUAUUUGCAAAUUAAAGAAGCGCUUUACUUUGGCUCAUGGUGCCAGUAAAUUCAGUUCAAAGUUAGCUGGCUCCAAGGCAAAAAGUAACAUAGGGUAGAGGCCUGGAGGAGAACAUCUGCUCACCUCAUGGCAGCAGAGAGAAGGGAGGAGGUCACAAGUAGUCUUGAGGGUUGUCUGUUCUUAAUGUGACUGUUUCCCUGUAGCACAAUCGAAAGAACAUAAUCUGAGGUACCUGUGUGGCAGUGAAGACUCAGACAUCCACAGUAAGAAGUGUGCCAGACAUGACAAACAGCCAUGAUAUGCAGAGUACACGAGGGACCUGUGAGACAGGUGGAGAUAGUGAUACACCAUAGUGUUUGACCAUACAAACACUAAUAUUACAUAAAAUUAGCAAAACAUAUGAUAGGGUUAUAUCUAUAGGUCACAUGUAUGUACUACAUUACUACUUUGCUACAUUACAUGCUCCCUGCCAUAAUAUGCUGCCUCAGCAUAGGCACAAAUACAAUGGAACCAACUAAUUGUGGACUGAAAUCUGUAUAACUAUAGUCCAGAAUAGAUCUCCACAAGUUGAUUAUCUCAGGUAUUUUGUUACACUAAGAGAAAAAUGACUAUCAGGUAUCUUACCAUGAAUCAAAAUAGUUGCUGUUUUAUUCUUGGACUUUCCAGCUUCUAGAACAUGAGAAAUAAUGUCUGUUGUUUAAGCCACUCAGUCAUGGGCUAAAAACUCAAAAAAUGUUAGCAGAAAUUAACAUCUUUUGGUGUUUUGUCACAGCAAUGGAAAGCUGACUACACAGUUAUCCAAAAUAAUACUGUUAUAGUUUUGAUGUCUCUGAAAGGCUCAUGUUCAAGACUUGGAGUGCAGUGCAGGAAAGUUUAGAGGUGGGGCUUUGGGGAAGGAAUUGAAUCAUGAGGGAUCUGACCUCAUGAAUGGAUUAGUCUGUUGAUGAUUCCAUAAAUGGAUGGGCUGUUGGGAAGUGAAGAGAAUUUAGGAGAUGUGAUCAAAGUAAAGGAAGGGGGCCCUUGGGGGGCAUUCCCUAGGGAACUAGAUCUUGUUUGGGCUCCUUUCUCUGUUUUUGCUUCCUGGAUGGCUCAACCUGAAUCUG